AUGGCUCCUAAACCAUCACAUUCCCAUCACUGCUCCAUCCAUGACUCGCCCGCUUCCUGGAGGUGGGGGCGAAACGUGACCCCGCCCUCACCCAGCCCCAUGCCUUCCAGAACACGCAUUGACCAAUCCUUACGCACGGAUCUGAUCACAAACCCAGAAGAAGGUGGGACUCCAGGACUUAAGCAUCGCCCACGACAGGCGGAGCUGAGCAGAGGCAGACCGAGCGGGGAAUCCUCCUCCUCCACCGCUCGGAUCCCGGGCGAGGGAGGCACCGCGUCGAGCCCCCCCUUUGUCCGCGCUCCAAGCACACGCACAGGCAUCGCGUUCGUCUUGGCACACACCAUAAUCUGGCCAGAAAUAACGCCAGAACCGCAGUGCAGGCAGGAAAACCCACUCACCACAACCAGGAGAGAUCACGCACACAGCUGCGCCCGCUCCAGAGGCUCCAUGGAAGCUCCACGCAGGCGAACGCGCGGUGAAAACUGUCCGAACCCAUCUCGCGUUGCCUUUCCGUGUGGAACAACGCAGCAGAUUCACAAAAGCACUUCCAAUCUCACUCCGAUCCGACUGCCCUUUCCAAACAAUGCCACAAAGUCACACAGCCUGUGCUACACACUGAGAUAA
Knipowitschia caucasica is the source of this 624-nucleotide messenger RNA. The record is from the annotation of a GenBank genome assembly. NCBI's taxonomy places the organism in Eukaryota, Metazoa, Chordata, Actinopteri, Gobiiformes, Gobiidae.